AAAGUGUAAAUAAUUGGAAUUUAUAAAGAUGUGUGUAAAUAUUACGUUUUUGGGUCUCUCUUGAAAGCUCUCGUUUUCAAUUCAAAGGGUCUCUCUUCUCUUCUCUAACCUUGGGAAAAAAAGAGGCAACUGUUUUCUUCUGUAAAAAGAUCAAAUCUUUAAUGGCUUCCAUUAAUGGAGGAGAAUCUUACUUAACCAUAGGCUCCGAUGUCGAGGUCGGAACCCCAGAUGGCGGCUUCAUUCCGGCAACAAUCAUCGGCAGGGGAUCAUACCCCACCAGUUUUUUUGUCAAAUACAAAACCCUAAAGUCCUUGAGGAGAGAGUUUGAUGUGUCUCUGAUAAGGCCAUCGCCCCCCAAAGAGAUCGAAUUUAGGGAAUUUAAGUUGGAUCAAGAAGUCGAUGCUUACUAUAAUGGUAAGUGGUGGGAGGGAUUGAUCACCAAUGUCUCUAAAGAUUGUUUGAAUUUCGCUGUUUCCUUGUACGAGAACGAUGAGAUCGAGGUCCAAUAUUGUAAUUUGAGACCUCAUCGUGAUUGGGUUGAUGAUCAUUGGGUUCCUCCUCUUGUUCAGACCCCUGUGUCAGAUUCUAAUGGUGCAAAAACAAUGGAGGAAUUUGAGGUAGGAUCUCUAGUCGAGAUCAGGAACGAGGAAGAGGGACUAGAAGGUUCAUGGUAUACAGCUAGUAUUAUCAGAAUUAUGGAGAAUGACAAGUACUAUAUUCAGUACAAGACUAUAAAGACAGAGACUGGUGAGAAGUAUUUGUGUGAGGAGGCUGAGAGAAGAAACAUAAGACCAGUUCCUCCCGAAAUUAUUAUGGCUGAUUCUUUUAGCCUAAAUGAAGAAGUUGAUGCCUAUUAUAAUGAUGGUUGGUGGGAAGGUGCUAUAUCAAAAGUAUUGUCAAGAGGAAGGUACAAGGUUUACUUUGAGAAUUCAUGUGAAGAAAUUGUUUUCGAGCAUGAGGAUUUGAGACCGCGUCAAAAUUGGAUCAAUCGUACUUGGGUUUCGGCUUCUAAUUAAGUAAAAAUGUGAAAGACAUGUGAAGAGCUUUGGCAGAGUAGGAAAUAGAAAAUUUUCUUUUGAAAUUCAGAAAUUGUUUAUGGGAGCUGUGCAGUGACCUUCCUCCAUUGAAUUAUGAUUAGAUAUAGUUAUAUCAAUACUUAGUUUAACAGUUUCAUAGAUCAGUGGCAUUUUGCAGAAGUCAAGACCAAUUUAUUUUGUGAAGAUUGUUAUGUUAGGUCUGUUUUAGAUAUUAAUAUAUUUACCUGUAAUUAUAAUGUUUAUUACUAUUAAACACAUUACAAGCAUUUUCAUAUUAAUCAACACCUUCAAAUG
Cannabis sativa is the source of this 1331-nucleotide messenger RNA. RefSeq names its product protein AGENET DOMAIN (AGD)-CONTAINING P1. The record is from RefSeq and is a predicted model, not a curated record. The transcript has 3 exons. Lineage: Eukaryota; Viridiplantae; Streptophyta; Magnoliopsida; Rosales; Cannabaceae. The coding region runs from base 162 to 1016 and encodes 284 amino acids.